Messenger RNA from Medioppia subpectinata, 840 nucleotides. The record is from the annotation of a GenBank genome assembly. NCBI's taxonomy places the organism in Eukaryota, Metazoa, Arthropoda, Arachnida, Sarcoptiformes, Oppiidae.
AUGUCUUCCCGACUCUUCAAGACUUGGGGUUCAUUUAAGCCAUUCAUUGUGAAACUAUCGAGAUGCGUGUCAUCGCACCAGAGCAAAACAACGCGCAUGAAUUUACUAGACUUUGAAACCAAAAAAUUGGCCAACGAGAAGAUCACCAUGCUCACAUGUUACGACUACACGAGCGCACGCAUUGUUGCCGACACCCGUAUAGACUGCCUACUAGUCGGGGACAGUGUGGCGAUGACUGUACACGGCUUCAAACACACGGUGUCGGCCACCGUAGACAUGAUGCGCGCCCACACGGAGGCGGUGCAGAGGGGGGCGCCCAACAAGUUCAUUGUCAGCGAUCUGCCAUUUCUCAGUUACCGGCAAUCGUUGGACAGCAGUAUACGGGCGGUACAGACGUUGGUCCAGGCGGGCGCCCACGCCGUCAAACUGGAGGGCUCGGCCGGCAAUCAGCCCCUCAUCAAACAUAUUGUCGAGUCCGGUGUGCCGGUGAUGGGCCAUCUGGGGCUAACACCGCAGGCUGUGCUCGGUUUGGGUGGCUAUAGAGUGCAGGGGAAAACAGAGGCAGCGGCCAAACACCUGUUGGACAGUGCGCUCAAUUUGCAGGACGCGGGCUGUUUUGGUCUAGUAUUGGAGUGCAUACCAGCGCUGGUGGCCAAACAUAUUACUCAGGCGCUGGCCAUACCUACUAUAGGUAUAGGCGCCGGACCUUAUUGUGAUGGUCAGGUGCUUGUCUGGCAGGAUAUGCUGGGUCUGACCAAUGGUUCGAAACUGACCUUUGUCAAACAGUUUCUCGAUGGCGGCAAACUAUGUAAGGAGAGUAUCAAUGAAUACAACGAUGAG